This is a messenger RNA of Choloepus didactylus (southern two-toed sloth), 3260 nucleotides long. It is a transcript of the gene ARL1, whose product is annotated as ADP ribosylation factor like GTPase 1. Gene Ontology annotation, biological process: vesicle-mediated transport; intracellular protein transport. NCBI's taxonomy places the organism in Eukaryota, Metazoa, Chordata, Mammalia, Pilosa, Megalonychidae. The coding region runs from base 278 to 823 and encodes 181 amino acids. Gene Ontology annotation, molecular function: GTP binding; GTPase activity. The record is from RefSeq and is a predicted model, not a curated record. The transcript has 6 exons. Gene Ontology annotation, cellular component: cytoplasm; Golgi apparatus.
CAGUAUCUACACCCAGCGCGCCAGGGACUUGCGUCGAAAGCGACGACGCGAACGCUCACGCCGCCGUUCCGCAUGCGCAGUCGCGACGUCCCCUCGCUCUUCCCCCUCUGCCAGGAGUCCGACGUGGAAGUUGGUAGUGGACGUGGCCUCCAAGGAAACCGCCUCGGAGUUGCAGAGGGAGGCAAAAGGGAGCUGCGGUGGCGGCGCUGAGGCUCGAACAGAUAUCGCUGCCGGGGCCUAUCUCUGAGGAUCGGCGAGAGCGAGCAGGCCCUUCAUCAUGGGUGGCUUUUUCUCAAGUAUUUUUUCCAGUUUGUUUGGAACCCGGGAAAUGAGAAUUUUAAUUUUGGGAUUAGAUGGAGCAGGAAAAACCACAAUUUUGUACAGGUUACAGGUUGGAGAAGUCGUUACUACUAUUCCUACUAUUGGAUUUAAUGUUGAGACGGUAACAUACAAAAACCUUAAAUUCCAAGUCUGGGAUUUAGGAGGACAGACAAGUAUCAGGCCAUACUGGCGAUGUUAUUAUUCAAACACAGAUGCAGUCAUUUAUGUAGUAGACAGUUGUGACCGAGACCGAAUUGGAAUUUCCAAAUCAGAGUUAGUUGCCAUGUUGGAGGAAGAAGAGCUGAGAAAAGCCAUUUUAGUGGUGUUUGCAAAUAAGCAGGACAUGGAACAGGCCAUGACACCCUCAGAGAUGGCGAACUCACUUGGGUUACCUGCCUUGAAGGACCGAAAAUGGCAAAUAUUUAAAACUUCAGCAACCAAAGGCACUGGCCUUGAUGAGGCAAUGGAAUGGUUAGUUGAAACAUUAAAGAGCAGACAGUAAUUCACCUGCUUCUGCUCCUCUGAAAUGAUGGUUACAUCACAUAUCCCUUUGGAAACAGUCACGUGCAUGUCACACUACUAAAUGUUUAAAACUACAUGAUUGUUGGCAUAUACUGGACUGACUACAACAUUUGUAAUAAAUAUAGAAAAAUGAGUAUUUGGUUGGAGGGGUAACUCGUCUUGUUGAACCAACUGAAUAUCUGUCUGUAUAAUAUAAAAUAUUCCUUCCUUGCUUUCUUUUGUUAAGGUAUAUAUUCUAUUUGUAUGGAAUUCUUACUCAAAUGCAGUCCUAUUGAAGAAUGUGCUCUUGCUGGGGAAAAAAAAAACCCUCUUAUUUUUGAAUUAGUGGUUGCAGCUUGUUUGUAUAAACACUAAUAAAUAUCUUAAUUCAGAUUUUUUUCCUCCUAACAUGAAUUUAGUCUUUCCAAAGAUUAGACUUAGUAUCGUAGACUAGGAUCACAGUGUGUGUAAUAGUCUUCAUUUACUCAGCUGAUUACUUUAUAUUAAACUGUUUCAUUUAAAAACUUUUGAUUACAGGCAUGAAUUUGAAAUCAUUUUGGUGGUAAACUUCACUGACUUAUCUGUAAUAGUCAUUUUAUAGUAAUUCAUGAUUUUCAAAAAAAAAAAUUUGAAGAUAUACUGACCUAAUUGAUUUGUAUGGGAACCCUGUGAGGUAGGUAGGACAAAUUGUAAUGUCUUAAUUUAAUGGACAUGGACCCAGGGUUCUGAUGGAUUGGCUUGCCCAAGAUCACAUAGUAGGGAGGGAUGGGGACAGGGCUCAGAGUGGGACUUCUGGGCCAGAAGGUUGUUCCAUAUACUACCCCAUAUAUCCUUGAAAAUGCCAACAUUGGCAACAUAGACAACUUAAAUGAUAUUGUGCUAAUAGAAGUCCCAGUACAUUUGAAGUAAUGUCUAUAAACUUAUUUGUUCAAUAUAGUAGAGGUGAUCAAUGGCAUAGAUAGUAAAAACAAUACUAUAUGAUUAUGUUUGAUGGAAUUUACAACACAUUAAAGAAAAAAAAUUUACAUUGAAAAAGAUAACCUACCUUAGCAGGCAUUGUAAAAGAUGACUCCACUGUGUUACUUUUUAAAAAAAAUUUACCUGAAAUUGGACAUGUAAAUUUGAUUGGUGAAGAGUAUAUAGGGAGGGAGAAAUUAAGUAUUCCUGGUUUUAAAAAUUAGGUUUAUUGUUAGGCUAUCAGAUAAGUUUAAAAAGCAAACUGAAUUCAUGUACAAAGGGACUUAUCAAACUACCCAGUCCACCACGAGUUGUCUAGUGUGGUAGAAGAAUAUAGUCCUUAGUAAUUACUAAAAUUUGGAGGAAUUUUUUUCAUUUGAAAAAAUCGGACAGCCAGCAUUUAAAAAAUCUGGUGCUGGUGAAGAGAGCUUACUACCAUGGUACCCUUCAGGUAUGAGCACUAGUGUUCCCAAUGUGCCUAGUAUUAUAUACCGGGAUAGCACAGUGUUUCAUAAUUCCCAAGUCCUGAUGGUCAGAGACAGUCAUUUUCAUCCUUAUAACCCUAUAUCCAGUAUGGUACCUGGCACAUUAUGACUCCUCAGAAUAUGUUCAUGGUUGGAAUAGGGGGAUAUGUAUUUGUCAGCUGGGAAAAUGGUACCUCUGAGGUUUGUACUUGGCUCCCCUUCUGGUCAGUGGUGCAGGUUUGGAAAAUGGGAUCAAGGAUGCAGUCUAUGGCCAUACAAAAAACAAGUUCACCUACACACUGAGGAGCUGGGCUUGUACCCAAGUGGCUAAGUAUUCCCCAGCGGUUCAGGAAUACUGCAAGGAAUGGAAGUGAGAGGGAGUGAGGUCCUGGCAGGCAGAUGCCAGAUGGCCCAUAACCCUCAUUGCAAAACCAAGGGCAUGAAGCUGUUGCAAAUGCCAGCACUUAGAUGAUCCUGAUCCCUCUGGUUUAUCACAAAAUAGGAUGAGAUAAAUAGGAUGCAUAGUAAAUAGAGUAUAAAUUACCAGGCACUUGCCUAGCAGGAAAUAACUGCUGCACAGGUGUGUCACAGGAGUUUCUUUAUAUUUGCCAGAUAAAUCUACUGAGUGUUUUGUGAGAAGCCUGAUUAUGGGAAAAGUGCUAAACAUGAAAUUAGAACACAUAUGUUCUAGGCACAAAUUGUCACUCCUUCAAUUUCUUUUAAUGAAAGAGGCUUUGACAAAUGAUACCAAAGGUUUCUCUGAACUCUAAAAUUUUAGUUUAUAAUUUUGACUGGUAGUUUGGCUGUGUCAUGAGAUAACUAACUAUAUAAAAAAUGAGAAAUUCACUGUAAUAGAAUUACUUAUCUGAACACAUGAGAUGCAUUUUAGAUUGUAGAAAUGUGAGUUCCUUGAGGGCAGGGACCAUGCCUUAUUUACUGUUAGUAUCCUUUAGAUCUAGUGUGGUGCACCUGGCAUGUAGUAGGCACUCAAUAAAGAUUUAUUGAUUUAAAAAAUAA